AUCCCCGCAUUUUUUUUACCCCCGCCGGGUUACUCUUCCCUCUAUAUAUGAUGACGUAUACAGGUUGCAGCACACUGCUUUUGCUUGCAUCCGCAGUAAUCGAAUAAUAAUUCUUGGGUCACGUUAGACCACGAGAGAGUGUUCACGAGAGAGAUUGCAGUCACACAGGAAGUUUUACGAAAGGCUCUACUAUGGCAGAAUCUUUAGAGCAGAUGUCAAAAUCCGAUACUAUAAGGCUUCGUGAUCGUCAUAUUGGACAAUCGUGCAAAUUGUUUUACAAAUCAAAUCCAUUGAAAAUUGUGAAGGCCGAAGGACAACACAUGUACGAUGAGAAGGGCAACCGAUACUUAGACUGCAUAAAUAACGUUGCACACGUUGGCCACUGCCAUCCGGACGUCGUGCGAGCUGGACAGAAACAGAUGGCCUUGUUGUCCACGAACAAUCGUUUCCUUCACGAUAACCUGGUGGUAUGCGCGAGUCGACUGGCCUCGCUUCUGCCGGAGCCGCUGUCCGUUUGUUUCCUGGUGAACUCCGGCAGCGAAGCUAACGAUCUUGCUCUUCGUCUUGCUCGGACGCACACGAAGAACGAGGAUGUCAUUACCCUGGAUCACGCUUAUCAUGGACAUUUGACUACGAUAAUCGAUAUCUCGCCAUACAAAUUCAACAAGCCUAAUGGUACUGGCAAGAAAGAUUGGGUGCACGUGGCUCCUUGUCCGGACGUGUACCGUGGAAAAUAUCGCACUACUGACUACGUUGACGAGGACCUUGGUGUUAAAUACGCCGAGGAUGUGAAGCAAAUCUGCAACGACAUCAAGGCUGAAGGACGUGGAGUUUGCGCCUACAUUGCGGAAAGCCUCAUAUCGGUCGGCGGACAGAUUCUGCCGCCGCAGAAUUAUUUCAAAAAUGUAUACAGACACGUACGCGAAGCGGGAGGAGUCUGUAUUGCGGAUGAGGUUCAAGUCGGUUUCGGAAGAGUCGGCACACACAUGUGGGCCUUUCAAUUAUACGGCGAGGAUGUUAUACCAGAUAUAGUUACACUGGGCAAGCCCAUGGGGAACGGUCACCCCGUUGCAGCCGUCAUUACAACGCCAGAAAUCGCGCGUAGUUUCUACGAUACUGGAAUCGAAUACUUCAACACGUAUGGAGGUAAUCCCGUGUCCUGCGCAAUGGCGAACGCAGUAAUGGAGGUCAUUGAACGUGAGAAUCUUCAGGGGAACGCCUUGAAAGUAGGCAAUCAUCUGAUCGCAGAACUUAAGAAAUUGGCGAAGCGACGGAGAAUUAUCGGCGAUGUGCGCGGCGCUGGACUGUUUGUAGGCAUCGAAUUAGUACGCGACAGAAUUAAAAAGAUACCAGCGACGGCGGAGGCAAAGCACGUGGUAUCCAGGAUGAAAGACAAGAAGAUUCUUGUCAGCAGUGAUGGACCCGAUAACAACGUUCUGAAACUGAAGCCGCCGAUGGUCUUCACACUUGAGAAUGCCAAUCAUUUUGUGUCCGUACUCGAUGAAGUACUCGAAGAAGUUGACAUUGAUUUCGACGAGGAAUCCAGUACAACUAUUAUCAAAGCAACGAUCUCAUCCAUAGAAGUCGACAGAAACACUGCGAUUAACAGCGGAAAUUCAUUAUUUGUUCAUGCUAAUUAGGUAGUAAUAUUCAGUAAUGCUAAGUAUAUCGUACAAAUAUUGCAAGUGUUAAAUUUAUAUAAAAUAAUUUUAUAUAAAAAAGUAUUAUUAUUUUUAGGAUAAAUAUUAUUUCUUAUUAUGAUAUUUUUAUACUAUUUUAUCGGAAAUAUACAUAAAUAAAGAUUAAGAUUAUUUUAAAAUAAAAUAAGACAGUAGCAUUAAGAUAUUAUCAAAUAUAAAUUAGUAUGUUUCUACAUAAAUAAAGUUGUUUUUUAUCUCAACCUUUGCUAGAAAAAUAGAAUUUAUUUUGGUAUAAAGAAAUACAUGUUUGUAAUGUAUGUUAUGUGUAAUGUAUAUUGUUCCUGAAAUAUUUUAAUUUUAAUUUUUUUAUUUAUGUAUUGAUAUAACAAUAAUAAACUGAAUUCAAACAAA
This is a messenger RNA of Monomorium pharaonis (pharaoh ant), 2051 nucleotides long. Its product is annotated as alanine--glyoxylate aminotransferase 2-like. Bases 192 to 1640 code for a protein of 482 amino acids. Gene Ontology annotation, cellular component: mitochondrion. The transcript has 9 exons. Lineage: Eukaryota; Metazoa; Arthropoda; Insecta; Hymenoptera; Formicidae. Gene Ontology annotation, molecular function: pyridoxal phosphate binding; transaminase activity. The record is from RefSeq and is a predicted model, not a curated record.